AUGCAAAGCGAAGACGCCUUCACCCUCAACAUCCUGACAUCAGAAGGUAUCACGCCAGACUUCCAAGUUGUGGUCUUGUUCUGGGUCUAUGGCGGUGCCUUGAACGGAGGUUCGAGCGAUUCGAUUAUGUUCGACGGCACCGAAUGGAGUCGCGCGGAAGCGAGCCGAGGAAAGAAGUCUAUCGUCGUCACGGCCAACUACCGCACCAAUAUCUGUGGCUUCUUCAGCGCGGGGCCGACGUCAAGGCGGUCGACGAGUUGGGACUCUCGGGGAACUACGGAGCGUACGAUAUCAUUCACGCGCUGACGUGGGUAAGUGCGCAGUGCCCGUUGCCAAGUGCAUGCUAGUCAAAGCUGUCACCAGGCUCGCGGAUGGAAGAUGGGCCCAUUAUUGAUCGAGGGGUCCGUUGAAAUGGCCCCCCAGUUCAGGAAAAUAUCGCUGCCUUCGGUGGUGACCCAAACAAUGUGACCCUGUUCGGAAAAGCGCGGGGGCUUUCCUCGUCAGCGCGAUGCUCGUCUGCGGCAAGCGACUAUUCCGUCGUGCGAUCAUGCAGUCCAGCGCGGCAGAAACUAUGGUAACAGUUCGAGCUCAGCUUCUCUCAUCUACGCGUUCAAGCACCUUCUGACUCGUAGUUGUUACCACAGGCAACGUUCCCGUUGGACCAUGCCUACGCGGCCUAUUCCGCCGUCCUCGCAAGUCACGCCCCCGACGCUGCCACAUCCAAAGACAGGAUUGACCAGCUCCGUGUUCUUCCCAUCGAUGAGCUGAUCGAAACCCAUCGCGUGAACUACACUUUCUAUGGUGUGGCCCUCACAAUCGAAGAUGGUCCCCAUGCAAUCUGGACCGAGAACGUGAUCGAUCGGCUUGAACGUGGGGAAUGCAGUGGGACGAAUGGGUCGAGGCGGUGAUCAUUGGCACGAAGGAGCACGAAGGAGCUACGGCGGCGGUUUUCAUGCAGGUGCGCGCCAAAUCUGCCCUACAGAGCUGAACGUUCACCGUGUACGAUGAACUCAUUCAAAAUGGAUUGUAUCAACAAUCACCAGGCAGACACGGCCGCCGGCUUUUCAAGGCUUGUCUCGACAUUCCCCUCGUCGCUACAGACGGAGAUCAAUCAGAAGUACCUUGAGGACGGUCGAUGCCCAGCCGAGUGUGAGCUUUAUGCCACACCAGUGGCAGGGAGCCAAACUGUUGGGGGACAAAUUGUUUUUCACCCCAGCUUGGCGCCAAGCGCGAGCGCUCGCUCGUCAGCCCAACAAGAAGAGCGGGCGUGAGACGCGCGUGUACAUGUAUCGCUUCAGAGAAGUCAACGAUCGUCUUGCCAAAGCCCUGCCGCUAAACGUUGGAUCUGCGUCAGUCCGUGCCUAUCCUGGGAUUCGAACAAGAGCGUCGGCUGAUCGUCCUCCUCCCCUGCUUGUACCAAUUCCGUCCGCGGUAGACAUGCACUCGAGAUUGCCUUCGUCUUCAACGUCGAGACUGCCUGGGAUGAGGGAAGUCACGAGUCCAAGACAGCGGCCGUCAUGGGUUCGUUGUGGUCUGAGUUUGCCAUCAACGGCAGCCCUGGUAAGGCCCUAAUGCACCAGAUCACAGGACGCUGAUCUCCCCCGCGCCUGCCUACUGAAGCUCCGUGUGUGCCCCUUCAGGUCCGAACUGGGCCCUGGCGACCAUUCACAUCCGAACAGCCGUCUUGGCUGGCGAUCGAAUCAGGAGGCAAGAUCAAGAACGAGUCCUUGGUUGAUUACCAAGACACUUUGGUGGACUUCACAGGCAGGAAUUUCGCCACUUGA
Molecule: messenger RNA, 1784 nt
Organism: Microbotryum saponariae
Lineage: Eukaryota; Fungi; Basidiomycota; Microbotryomycetes; Microbotryales; Microbotryaceae
Source: the annotation of a GenBank genome assembly